AUGAAAGAAAGUAAGAAAGUCAAGGCGGUAGAUUAUAUUCCGGCAGAUAUUACGCCUGAGAUUUUGUCAAGAACAUCGCUGGAAACUCUGGGGCGUUGUCGGCUUGUUUCCAAAGAAUUCCAGCAGAUCGCCUACGACCCAAAUUUCUUACAGAAUUUCUCCGAAAGAACAAAAACAGUAUCUGGGAUCGUCAUCGACUUAGAGUUCAACCCUACACCGAUCUUUAUUGAUGUUGCAAAUCACAAUAAUCAAUCAGCUUUAAAACAUUCCUCCUUUACUCUUUUCGAAGAAAAUAAUUUUAGAUUCAGAAUUUUAGCAGCUUCCAAGUGUGGUAUUCUAUUUUGUAAGACUAAGGAGGAUAAAUAUUACGUUUGCAAGCCCACAACUAAACAAUGGCAACAGAUACCAACUCCAAGUAUACCAUGGACUAUAACUGUAGUACAUGGUAUGGUGGUGUUUGGGUCUGCACCUUUGCGCUACAAAAUUGUUGUGUUUGUACCAAGGAAUUGGUGCAAGUCUAAGUACAGUUGUCACAUAUUUGAUUCAGAAACCUGGGCAUGGAAGCAAUUGAAAGAUCCAUUACAGAUACCUGUGAACAGCCAUCAUUUCUCUUACACUUCAAAUGCUGCUGUCUCAGUCUGCGGAAAAUUGUACUGGCGCCUGAAAGGCGAACCCAAUUCAGAGAUAUUACAGUUCGAUUUCGAGGAUGAGAGUUGGGAUAUUUUCGAAUUACCUAGGCCGUUGUGUAAGUUCCGAUAUUGCAGGUACACGUUGCUUGUGGAGUACAAGGGUCGGCUUGGUUUGAUAUGCUCUUUUGUCAGAAAAAUAGAGAAAUGUGAUUGCAUGGAAUUGUGGGUUAUGGAAGGUCAAAAUACAUGGACUAAGGCACAUAAAUUUUGCAUUAUGAGUCUUAAGAAUAAGCUACCGCACAUUGAUUGUCAUGAACCUGUAGCUCUUCUUAACAGUGAUCUUCUAGUUUACCGGAGUGGAAUAUCCACUUCCAAGGUUAUACUUUUCAAACUUCAGGAUUGCAGUUUCAAGGCAGUUGAAUUGAAGUGUUUCCUAGGCUUUUCAGUUUUUUACGUUUUUCAAUCAGAUUUGGAACUUGUUAAUUUUAGGGGCUCGAGUGAUCAGGUGUGA
Molecule: messenger RNA, 1140 nt
Organism: Ziziphus jujuba (common jujube)
Lineage: Eukaryota; Viridiplantae; Streptophyta; Magnoliopsida; Rosales; Rhamnaceae
Product: putative F-box protein At1g30920
Exons: 1
Coding region: 1-1140 (379 amino acids)
Molecular function (GO): protein binding
Source: RefSeq, a predicted model, not a curated record